AAGGCUCAUACUUUUUUCCAAUUAGAAAUUCGUUCAUACGCAAUGUUUAGCUAUAUCAUACCAGAUGGCUGCAGCGAUGAUCAAUCCUCACCACAGCGUUUUCCACCUCGGAGUGUUUGUUUACAUCAUAAAAUUCGACACCAACAUCAAUCUUAAACCUUAGUAGAUAAUCGAACUUCGUCGCAGCUGCUUGGCUCAUUAGAGAAGAUAACUCGAACAACGUGAUAAGCAAAUCGAUUGCAGGAAAUUUCUAGUCAAAUGAGACUUCGGUGAACAGUGUUUGAUAGUAAGAUAGUACGGUAGGAUGAUCCUGAUUCUGCUACUCCUUGCCGCCACGGCUCUUUUCUUCAGGUGGAUCAAUGCAUAUCGAGCAAGAUACCAAUUCUGGAAGGAGCAUAAUGUUCCCCACCUGGAACCUCGUUUCCCAGUGGGUAACGCGGGAGAUAUUCUCAAGUCAACGAUCCACUUCGCGCACAUUAUGGACAAUUUGUACCGGGAGCUGAAGCAUUUUGGUGACUACGCUGGCAUUUAUUUUUUUAGGGAUCCGGUUCUGGUGGUGCUGUCACCGGAAUUUGCAAAAACUGUGUUGGUGAAGGAUUUCAACUACUUCUUGGAUCGAGGAGUUUACAGCAAUGAGAAGGAUGAUCCUUUGUCGGCCAAUUUGUUCUUCAUGGAAGGACAUAGAUGGAGAAAACUGAGAGCGAAAUUGACACCCACGUUUACGACUGGCAAACUAAAAGCCAUGUUCCAUACUAUUUUGGCAGUUGGAGAACAAUUCGAUCGAUAUUUGCAAGAUUACACGAAGCAGAAAGAUGAGGUGGAGGUGAAAGAUUUAUUGGCACGUUUCACAACGGAUAUCAUUGGAUCUUGUGCUUUUGGAAUCGAUUGUAACAGUUUGGAAAACCCGGAGUCAAAGUUCAGGCAGAUGGGGAAGAGAAUGAUCAAUUUUCCUAAGUUGAAAGCGUUGAAGAUAUUUUUUGCGAUGAUGUACCGGAAGCAGGCUCGAUGGUUGAGAAUCCGAUUCAACGAUGAAGAUGUUUCGGAUUUUUUCUUCGCAGUCGUGAGAGACACUAUUCGAUAUCGAGAGGAGAACAAUUUUGAGCGAAAGGACUUCAUGCAGCUGUUGAUAGAGUUGAAGAACAAAGGAUAUAUGGAAGAUGAUGGUGAAUACGUUGAAGAACUUCAAGGUGGCCGACUGGAGAAACUCACAUUUGAAGAAAUUGCAGCUCAAGCGUUUGUCUUCUUUUUUGCCGGGUUCGAGACAUCUGCUACCACUAUGACCUUUGCACUUCAUUUGCUGGCAUCGAAUCAAGAGGUGCAAGAUAGGGGAAGAAAAUGUGUUUAUGAAGUUCUGGAGAGACACGAUGGAAAACUAUCAUAUGAAGCAUUGAUGGAGAUGACAUACAUUGACUGCAUAAUUCAAGAAACAUUGAGAAUUUAUCCACCAGUGGCAACAAUUCACCGCAUCACCACAAAGCCUUAUAAACUCCCAAAUGGAUCUGUUCUUCCGGAAGGCGUUGGUGUUGUGAUUCCAAAUCUGGCCUUCCAACGGGACCCAGAAUUUUUCCCCGAACCGAUGCAGUUUCGUCCAGAGAGAUUCUUUGAAGAUGAAAAGGAUAAACGACAUAACUUCUGCCAUCUUCCCUUUGGAGAAGGACCACGUAUUUGUAUCGGUAUGCGGUUUGGAUUGCUACAAACAAGGAUGGGCAUUGCCAUGUUACUGAAGAACUAUCGAUUCCGAUUGUGCCCAAAGUCGGUUUUCCCACUGAAAACAGAUCCAAUCAACUUGAUCUACGGACCGGCCGGUGAUGUUUGGUUGGGAAUUGAAAAAAUCCAAUAAGAAAAAGAGACGCUUGUUUUGUUGUUAUUUUGAUUCACGCACACUUAUAUUAUUAGAUGUUCACUGGAA
This is a messenger RNA of Aedes aegypti (yellow fever mosquito), 1909 nucleotides long. RefSeq names its product probable cytochrome P450 6a20. Gene Ontology annotation, molecular function: iron ion binding; oxidoreductase activity, acting on paired donors, with incorporation or reduction of molecular oxygen; monooxygenase activity. Lineage: Eukaryota; Metazoa; Arthropoda; Insecta; Diptera; Culicidae. The coding region runs from base 305 to 1840 and encodes 511 amino acids. The transcript has 2 exons. The record is from RefSeq and is a predicted model, not a curated record.